ACGAGGAAAAAAAAAAAAAAAAAAGAAAAGAAAGAAACCAAAACAAACGCAGGCGAGCCCGAGUCCCCCGAAGGCAGGCGAGGGAAGCGAGCUGCGGGCGGCUGCUCGGCGGUGCUGGACCCGGCGGGACGCGGCAGGAAUCCCGAUUCUCUCUCCGGCACCCGGUCGGGUCGGACACAAAGUGCUGUCCAGCUGGAAUGAAUAUAUCUGAGUCUAACUACUGCCGAGAGGAGAUAUCGCAACCCCGGGGCGACUGUUCAUGGGUCACCGCCGCCGUGCCGGCCGCUGAGCCCGGGCUCGCCUUCCCGCGCCCCCCGGGAGCCGCCUCCCCCGCCAGCCGCACGCCCAGCCCCGAGCCCGGCUUCGCCUUCGGCCCCGGCCCCGGCGGCGCGGCCCCCGGCGCGGCCCCCAGCCGCACGCCCAGCCCCGAGCCGGGCUAUGGAUACAGCCCCCCGGCCGGCCGCCCCGAGGGCAAGGCCGCCGAGGACUCCCGCAUCCGCCGGCCCAUGAACGCCUUCAUGGUCUGGGCGAAGGAUGAGCGCAAGCGGCUGGCGCAGCAGAACCCCGACCUGCACAACGCCGUGCUCAGCAAGAUGCUGGGCCAGUCCUGGAAAGCGCUGAGCGCCAGCGAUAAGCGUCCCUUCGUGGAAGAGGCAGAGCGACUGCGCAUCCAGCAUCUCCAGGAUCACCCCAACUACAAAUACCGCCCAAGGAGAAAGAAGCAAGCCAAGAAAAUCAAGAGGAUGGAACCCAAUAUCCUCCUGCAUAACCUUUCCCAGCCUUGCAGUGACAACUUCAGCAUGAGUCACCAUGGCGGCAGCCAGCCGGGCCACCCCCAGCCUCCCCCACUUAACCACUUCAGAGAACUCCACUCCAUGGGGUCGGAUAUUGAAAACUAUGGCUUGCCAACUCCUGAGAUGUCUCCCUUGGAUGUCUUGGAACAGACCGAGCCGGCGUUUUUCCCUCCGCACAUGCAGGAUGACUGCAACAUGAUGCCCUUUCGCGGCUACCACCACCAUCACCAGAUGGAGUUUCCCCAGGAGAAGUGCAUGGGGCGGGACGUGGCCGUGCCCUACACGCAGACCCCCUCACACUUGGCCGACGCCAUGAGGACUCCCCAUCCCUCCAGCCUUUACUACAACCAGAUGUGCUCAGGAACUCAGAACGGGCUUUCCGCCCACCUGGGCCAGCUGUCUCCCCCUCCUGAAGCCCACCACAUGGAGAGCGUGGAUCACUUGAACCAAACCGAGCUCUGGACAGACGUUGACCGCAACGAGUUUGACCAGUAUUUGAACAUGAGCAGGACUCGUCCCGAAGCCUCGGGCCUCCCUUACCAUGUCUCCCUGUCCAAAGUGACUCCUAGAAGCAUCUCCUGCGAGGAGAGCAGUUUGAUAUCCGCCCUGUCCGAUGCCAGCAGUGCUGUUUACUAUAGCCCCUGCAUCACUGGUUAGGUUGUCCCCACCAUCCAAUGCGUGCACCAGGAGAGCCCCGACUCUCCUCUAAAAACAAAAAGCCAUUCUCCUUUAACCAUGAGCUCCAUCAUAUUUAGAGUAUCUCAUUAAAUGCAUCGCUUUCUUGUUCGUUCUUUUUUAUUUUGAUUUUUUUAAAAUUUUUUUUAGAGACAGACCAUGCUGAACUCACUGAUAUACCGUAUAACUAUAUAACACAGAUAGACGCCUUUCCCCGCCGUGCUCCCCGCUCCAGCCCUCGGCAGGGCACAUCUCCAGCUCCCACCAGCUCCAAGGGGCAUUUUCAAGCCAAUUCCAGUGAAUCCUGCCUGAAAUAAUCACACCAGGAUGAGCCAAAGUGUGACCUGUCCCCAGUAUUUAACCCAAGGACAGGUGAACUUUUAGGGGGAAAAAGCUUUUAGAAAGACUUUGCCGGGGCUGUUAAAGAGUCGGCGCCCAUUAGGGGUGGGCUUUAGGACAGUUUUUACUGUAUUCUCAGCAAUAUAUUUUAAUUGGGCAACAAAACUAUAUUUUUACUAAGCAUUUUUAUAUAUAAAAUGGUAUUUAAUGUCUUUUGGGGUUUUUUUUAUUAGACUUUUUAAAAAGAAAUCAAGGGAUAUCCAUGAGAUCUAAAGCAUUUAUGUAGCAAAGCUGGAUUUAAAGAAAAAAAAAAAAGGAAGGGGGGAAAAAAGGAGAUAUUUUGUGAAAAGGGAAUGCUAAUGUAAAUAUUGAGGAACAACUGACUGGAAUUUUGUACAAAAGAAAAAUAUGACUGCAAACACUUUUAUUGUCUAGAACUGUAUGGAGAGCAAACUGUUUUAUUCUGGUUAAUUAUUAAAACAUCUUCAUAUAAUUGUUCCCAUCUUGUGUGCUUGUUGUGUGAACACAUAUUUUCCGCAAAUACAUGUUGUCCCAACCA
Messenger RNA from Taeniopygia guttata (zebra finch), 2367 nucleotides. It is a transcript of the gene SOX18, whose product is annotated as SRY-box transcription factor 18. Gene Ontology annotation, cellular component: nucleus. NCBI's taxonomy places the organism in Eukaryota, Metazoa, Chordata, Aves, Passeriformes, Estrildidae. Gene Ontology annotation, molecular function: RNA polymerase II cis-regulatory region sequence-specific DNA binding; DNA-binding transcription activator activity, RNA polymerase II-specific. The record is from RefSeq and is a predicted model, not a curated record. Gene Ontology annotation, biological process: vasculogenesis; lymphangiogenesis; positive regulation of transcription by RNA polymerase II.